AUGGCGGAAUCGAAAACUGUUACGGUUGUACCGUUGAAUGGGUCGAACUAUGGGACUUGGAAAGUCCAGUGUCGCAUGGCUCUCGUGAAAGACGGGCUGUGGAGCAUUGUUUCUGGAACUGAAACUGCUCCUGCUUCGACAGAAGCUGAAAAAUAUGCGAAGUUUGUUAGUCGUAGAGAUAAAGCACUGGCGAUUAUCGCGCUUUCGGUACAUCCUUCGCUGUUAUAUUUGCUCGGAGAUCCUGAAGACCCUGUAGCCGUAUGGAAGAAAUUAUCAGACCAGUUUCAGAAGAAAUCGUGGGCAAACAAACUGUCUUUAAGACGACGUUUAAAUAAUUUGAGGCUGAAAGAAGGAAAUUCUAUGUCAAGUCAUAUAAAAGCGAUGACUGAGGUUUUCAAUGACUUGGCUGUAAUAGGUGCGCCAAUGGAAGAUGAAGACAAGGUUGUAACCUUGCUGGCAAGUCUCCCUGAAACCUAUAAUAUGCUUGUAACUGCCCUCGAAGCGAGUUCUGAAGUCCCACAAAUGGAACUUGUAACUGAACGUUUGCUUUAUGAAGAAACAAAGCUGAAUGAGCGAGAAAAGUCCCCCAAAGCCUCGGGUAAAGUUAUGGCGGCCUCGAGGACUGAUAGGAAAUCAAUUAAAUGUCAUCACUGUGGAAAGUUUGGACAUAUAAGACGUUUUUGUAAAGAUUUGAACAAAGACAAAAUCGCAAAGGAGUCUAAAUCACCUUUAAACAAGGGACAACAAGCUGGAAAGGGGCAGUCAGGUUCUCGUAGUGAAAGUUUAGGAUUUGUUGCACAAAGUUUGGCAGCAAAUACAUGUGGAACUAACAGUGAAACAUGGAUUGUUGACUCUGGUGCAACAUGCCACAUGUGUAACAACAAAGCUUUGCUUGAAGACUUUGUUGAAUUCAAUGAGCCUGUUGAUGUAAUGCUUGGUGAUGGAAAAGUUCUGAAUGCUGUUGGAAGUGGCAUUGUUACAGUAUGUACUAAUCUUGUGAAUGGAAAGCAGCAAGAGUGUAAACUACAUAAUGUACUUUUUGUUCCGAAACUGAGCUAUAAUCUACUAAGCGUAUCGAAAGUGACUGAAGCUGGUAAAUCUGUUAGUUUUGAAGAAACAAAAUGCAAUAUUUCAUGUAGUGACGGGGAAAUUAUUGCAAUUGCAAAGAAAGUUGGAUGUUUGUACUAUUUGGAUUUUCAACCUAUCUUAAAAUGUUCAAAUGCUGUAUCAAAUGAAGGAACUGAACUCUCAAAUGAAAUGUUAUGGCAUCAACGUUAUGGACACUUGGGAAUCCAAAGUUUAAAGCGAUUAGCAAAUGAAGAUUUAGUUGAAGGUUUCAACUUUGAUACAAAGAAAGAUUUGGAGUUCUGUGAUGCAUGUGUACAAGGAAAGUUACACCGGUGUUCGUUUCCUAAUAGUGGUGCAAAGAGAGCUAGUGAACCACUAGGCUUAGUGCAUAGUGAUGUGUGUGGAAAGAUAAACACUAAGUCAUGCGGUGGUGCUGAAUACUUUCUAACAUUCACAGAUGACAAAACUCGCUAUGCCUGGGUGUAUCCAUUGAAGCAAAAGAGCGAAGUGUUCAGUCGGUUCUUGGAGUGGAAAGCUGUUGCUGAGAAGUCAAGUGGACAUAAGCUAAAAACUCUAAGAACUGAUAAUGGUGGUGAAUUUACUUCAAAUGAAUUUGAGAACUAUUUGAAAUCAGAAGGAGUUAAGCACGAGUUAAGUGUCCCGAAAACCCCAGAGCAGAAUGGCGUUGCUGAGCGACUAAACCGGACACUUAUUGAAGCAGUUCGAGGUAUGCUUAUUCAAUCUAAACUACCGCAAAAAUUUUGGGUAGAAGCACUCUCGACUGCAGUUUAUUUGCAUAACCGAAGCCCAACAAAAGGAGUAGCCAACAUGACUCCAUUUGAAGCAUGGACUGGAGUGAAACCUGAUGUCAAACACUUAAGAAGUUUUGGAUGCACUGUGUAUGCACACAUUCCAAAGGAUGAGAGAAAGAAGCUUGAUUCAAAGGCGAAGAAAUGUGUUCUGCUAGGAUAUGGAACUGAAACCAACCAUAAUUAUAUGAUCCUCAGAAUUCAAGAGUUAUAUAUAGUCGGGAUGUUAAAUUCAAUGAAAGUGAAUUUGGCAUUGAGAAGGAGUUGCCAGGAAAUGAAUUUCAGGCUGAUAAACAUGUAACUCUCGAACUGUCAAAUGACAAUGAUGUAGUUGUUGAGGAUGAUCAAGCAGAUAAUGCAGAAAUUAACGAGCGCCAACCAGUGCGAGAAAGGCGUGCACCUGACCGUUUUGGUGAAUGGGUAACUAUCGCAAGCAAAGAUGUUGUUGAGCCAACAACAGUAAGUGAAGCAUUGUGUGGUCCAAAUGCAGAACGGUGGCAUGAAGCCAUGCAGCAAGAAAUGGAUUCGCUACAAGAGCAUGAUGUAUGGGAACUCACAGAACUGCCGAAAGAUCGGAAAGCAGUUGGGUGUAAAUGGGUAUUUAAAGUAAAACACAAUGCUGAUGGUUCAAUUGAAAGACAUAAAGCUAGACUUGUUGCUCAAGGUUUUUCGCAAAGAUUUGGGGUGGAUUACGAUGAAACAUUCUCCCCAGUAGUGCGUUUUGAAAAGAUACGGACUGUUAUUGCGUUAUCUGUUCAAAGAGGAUUAAAGUUGCAUCAGAUGGAUGUAACCGCUGCUUUUCUAAAUGGAGAAUUAGAAGAUGAAGUGUAUAUGAAACAGCCUGAAGGUUUUGAAGUUAAAGGGAAGGAACAUCUGGUUUGUAAGCUAAACAAGAGCCUGUAUGGGUUAAAGCAAUCUUCCAGAUGUUGGAAUUCUGUAUUGGAUGAGCAUUUAAAAUCGAUCGGUUUUACUCAAACGGAAAGUGAUCCCUGUAUUUACGUGAAAGAAGAGGACGGUGAUAUUUUUGUUGUUGCUAUUCACGUUGAUGAUAUCAUCCUUGCAGGUAAAACUGAUGAGAAAAUUGCCAAAGUCAAAGAAAGCAUUGCAGAAAGAUUCCAAGUAAAAGAUAUGGGUGAGCUCAAAUAUAUUCUUGGUCUACAAGUGAUUCAAGAGGAUGCUAAGGUGUGGAUUGGUCAACCUACCUACACGGCGAGCAUCAUAAAGAAGUAUGGUAUGGAAAAUUGUAAGCCAGUUGAAACUCCUGUUGAUUUAAGUUCAAAGCUUGUUAGUGCUAUAGAAGACAGUGAACUGUUCAACAAAGAAGAGUAUCAGUCAGCAGUUGGGAGUUUGUUGUAUUUAUCAUCGGCAACACGACCUGACAUAACAUUUGCAGUUAACAAUGUUGCUAAGUUCUCUGCAAAUCCUACGAAUGAACAUUGGACUGCUGUAAAACGAAUUUUCCGAUACCUGAAAGGAACUGUGAACUAUGGACUACUUUACUCAGAGAAUGCUAAUCCAGAUUGUGUUGGAUUUUCAGAUGCGGACUGGGCAGGUGAUUUAAAUGACCGGAAAUCGACUUCUGGUUAUACAUUUCAAAUAAAUGGUGCUGCUGUUAGCUGGCGAAGCAAAAAGCAAACUUGUGUAGCAUUAUCAACAGCUGAAGCUGAAUACGUUGCUUUAUCUGCAGCUGCUCAAGAGGCAUUGUGGAUGCGACAAUUGUUGACAGAUCUUAAUGUAAACAUUGAUGAACCAAUGACCAUUUACGAAGACAAUCAGUCAGCUAUUGCUAUGUCCAAGAACCCACAAUUUCAUGGACGAUCUAAACACAUAGACAUCAAAUAUCAUUUUGUACGAGAUCAAGUAGAAAAGAAAACAUUAACUGUUCUUUACUGUCCAACAGGUAGCAUGUUAGCUGAUUUAUUCACGAAGGGUAUUCCAAAGGAACAAUUUAAGAAACUGCGUGAACUAACAGGUGUUGCAAUAAAACCUAA
Paramuricea clavata is the source of this 3868-nucleotide messenger RNA. Lineage: Eukaryota; Metazoa; Cnidaria; Anthozoa; Malacalcyonacea; Plexauridae. The record is from the annotation of a GenBank genome assembly.